Molecule: messenger RNA, 2961 nt
Organism: Protopterus annectens (West African lungfish)
Lineage: Eukaryota; Metazoa; Chordata; Ceratodontiformes; Protopteridae
Gene: DMRT3
Product: doublesex and mab-3 related transcription factor 3
Exons: 2
Coding region: 1277-2623 (448 amino acids)
Biological process (GO): male sex differentiation; regulation of transcription by RNA polymerase II
Cellular component (GO): nucleus
Molecular function (GO): DNA-binding transcription factor activity, RNA polymerase II-specific; RNA polymerase II cis-regulatory region sequence-specific DNA binding; protein binding
Source: RefSeq, a predicted model, not a curated record
CAACAGCACUACAAUCUUGACACUUUCUGAAUGCACCCAUAAAGACAAAUUUUUAUAAUUAAAUUGAAUUGCUUAGCAACGAGUUACAAGUAAAUGUCAGUUCUUAUUUUCUUACAGCAGAAAUAAUGUUAAAAGCUGCCCGAUAAGUCCUCCGAGAGCCUUUUCACUUGGCUGAGCAGGAAUAACAGGUAAGACAAAUGCUGGCUGUGCUGAUCCCCUCCCACCAACCCACAGAAGCAACAUAACAGCUGAGUUUCCUACCUGAAUGUUAGUUUUCCAGGAUUGUGUGAACUUGUCCUGUUCUCAGUAAAAAAAAAACACAACACCUUUUUUUGAAUGCCGAGAAGACAUCGGGUACCUAAGUGACACAGGAGGUCGGGGUACCCUAAGAACGCCGGUAACAGAAUAACUAUGAGGAUUUGCCUGCUCAAUAAACUAAAAACACAGUGCUGUAUGAAAGGCAGCUAACCCGGCAGCAACGAUUUUAGACUGGAACUUCUCCCCAUCUAAAUAUUUUAAGGGGCUGUCAAAAGAGAACUAAGUGCACCUAAGAAGGCACUUAAGAUACAGACGUCUGGAGCAGUGACCCAAGCCAGUUAGCAAAGGAAGCAGUCACGACCUUGUACCACUUUUCUAGGACCGCAUGAGUGAAUGUAGAGACAACACUUGCAGGAACUGGGCAUGAUAAGCUAGUACAUGGCCAGCUGGAAGCUUCUGGAGACAGUCAAUGUGGUUAUUAAAGAGGCUUUGUCCAAGGAGUCUGAAAGGGAAAGGGGCCAUACCCACAAAAGUCGAAAACUUGUAAGGCAAUGAUAAGAAAUACCAACCACUUUUCAAAGGACUGAAGUAAAAACUUAACUGCCUGUGGCUAAACUUGUAUGUCAGAAGGAAUCGAAGAGAAACUGUCUCUGAAAACGAAUAAUUUUUCUACAGUAGACAUUUUUAUGUGAUCGUAUGCAGAUCAUGAUUUAGGGUGGAAAUGCAUACUCUCAACAGCUGUUAUAUUUUAACAAGAAUUGCAGUGAUCUAGCUGCAAAGGCAAACAUCAACGCCCAGCAAGCUACCAACAGACCCGUGGGCUACCAGUUGUGCACCUUGCAAGGUUUUCACAUUCUUUUUCUCCUUACACAUCAGCACGAGGACUGGCGACCCUCGAAGUGACAGGAAUCCUGCAUAAACUGUGAGCUGCUACCGCGGUUUAGAGCAAUUCCUGGAUCCCACUUUGAGACCGGGUCUGCCCAGCUACACCACGUUGUAAACCAAGAAAGAAGACAAAAUGAAUGGCUACGGCUCUCCGUAUUUAUACAUGGGAGGCCCGGUCUCCCAGCCCCGUGCCCCGCUUCAACGGACACCUAAGUGCGCCAGGUGCAGGAAUCAUGGUGUGUUGUCCUGGCUCAAGGGCCACAAGCGCUACUGUCGCUUCAAGGACUGUACCUGUGAAAAGUGCAUCCUGAUCAUUGAACGACAGAGGGUCAUGGCUGCCCAAGUGGCCUUGCGUCGGCAGCAGGCUAACGAGAGCUUGGAGAGUUUGUUACCGGGAUUACCUGGGGAAACCAGGACCCUGCAACAGACACUGCAGUCUCCACCAGCAGUUAGCCAGUUGCCCUCCCAUAGGUGGGUCACUGAGCAGCCGCAGUCGGGCCCCGUGCCCAAACCAGUUAUUUCUGACGAUCAUUUAAGAGAGAAUAACGGAACUGAGAGCGCUGAAAACUACAGUGACAAAGAUACAGACCAGCAAAAUUCUCCUGAGGACCCGAAAAGCAAAAACUGCUUUACAACAGAAAGUCCAGAAGUUGUUGCAGCUGAUGAAGACCGUUACACUGAACAGAAAAAUGGCAGCACUACUGAGGUGAGAACAGAAAGCCCCAAGUACCAAGCUGAGCCAAACCAUCUUCUCAUUGAAGGUCUGUCUGGAACGGUGUCCCUACCAUUUAGUCUGAAAGCCAACAGACCGCCACUGGAAGUGCUGAAGAAAAUAUUUCCAAAUCAUAAACCAGCUGUUCUUGAGUUGAUCUUAAAAGGCUGUGGCGGAGAUUUAGUUGGAGCCAUUGAAGUUCUCUUAUCGAGUCGAUCUUCCUUAAGCUCUGACAGAACUACUGCGGAAGGCUCUGAUGCUCUUGUUUUGCCUUCAAAUGGCCAUUUAUUUGAACACACAUUAACUUCUUACCCUAUCUCUUCUGCAAAAUGGUCUGUAGGUUCAGCUUUUAGAGUUCCUGACACACUACGGUUCUCAGCUGAUUCAAGCAGUGUUCUGCCUAAUCCAUUAGCUAUGCCAUUGCAGCAUCCAUUUCCUCAACCACCUCGAUAUCCCCUUAUGUUACGGAACACCUUGGCAAGAAAUCAGUCCAGUCCCUUUGUUCCCAAUGAUGUUUCUUUGUGGAACACAAUGACUUUACAGCAGCAGUACCAGUUAAGGUCUCAGUAUGUUGCACCAUUUUCAAAUAGUUCUGCUAGUGUUUUCAGAAGUUCUCCUGUCCUCACAGCUCGGCCUGCAGAAGAUCCUAGACUCACCAUUCCCGAUGAUGGGUGCCCUGUAAUAUCAAAGCCAAAUCUUUAUACAGAAGAUGAAUAUGAUGAAAGAUCAGAUUCUUCUGAUUCCAGGAUCCUAAAUGCAUCCUCCUAGGCUGGUAGGCAACCAUAACAUAUGAUCUGCUCUGGUUGGAAAGGAUGACUGACAAAACUCAACAAAACAGAGGACUGAAAUAUGUUACUGUUGUGGUAUGGUGACUAGCAAUUACGUAAUCUUGCUUAAAAAUAACAAAAAAAUGAAAAUAGAGAGCUGAUGAAUAUGAAACCAUAUAUACACCAGAAAAGAGAAGCAUUUGUGGUAAACCAUUUCUAGUGCUUCACUAUGAAAAAAGGAGCUAUAAAAAAUAAAACUGAUGAAGCUUUUUUGAAAAUAUGUGACAGCUUUGCAACAGGGAAAGAGAGGCUGAAUUACCUCUCAGUAUAUACACACAC